Messenger RNA from Geodia barretti, 1049 nucleotides. The record is from the annotation of a GenBank genome assembly. Lineage: Eukaryota; Metazoa; Porifera; Demospongiae; Tetractinellida; Geodiidae.
CUGUUGAUAAUUUCCGUAGAGAUUAUUUAUAGCUAGCUAACGCCCUUUUAGAGUCUGUUUGUACCGCACCCCUUGCGAAUACGGGAGCUACGAACGCCUACAUUCAGCAGGUGACAUGGAAAGCGACUCCGAGCACUUGGUGUCGGAGUAAAACCGACGAGCAGAUUGCGGAAAGUGUAACUGUAACGGGAGCAAUAAACAUUACUCAGCUGACUGAGGAGUACUACCUGAUUUUGGCUGGUGGUGAUGAUCUACAAGUGACUUUUGACAACAAUGGAGACAACAACUACUGGAGUUUUCAUGCCGGUGGCCAAUUUUCCCCAUAUUUCGGAGCUCUUUCACAUCGAGGCCGUCGGGGGACAAUAAGGUGAAGAUAGUUGGCUACCCUCCACCGGGCAAUGUGAGGUGGUACCUCACAAUCAUUGAGAACCAAGGUGGAAUCCCUGACCAAUACCCCAAGUUUUCAGCUGAGGAUGGGGUUGGAAAUGAAGACAUCAUUCUUCACACUGAGUUCACAAUACACGACAGUCCGACUGAUCUCAACACCUUUGGACUGGGCUUCACCACCCAAAAUGAUGAAACACAAUACCUACUACCAGUAAACAGUCCGCAAAAGAGGAUUGGGUGGAGCAGGAAUUUGCAAUAUCCUUUUUUGAUGGUUCCUCCGAAUGAGAUGAAGCUGGUGGAUCUUGAUAAAGCCAAGACAAAAUGUUGCAAAUGUUGUUAGCAAUACAUUGCCUGACUUACUAUAUAAAACAACAUAUUAAGUAUACUGUAUGCUCCAGCUCCUUCUGUUAAUGCCAGGUUUGUAGAAAUUUGAGGGAAAGCUUCCUCUGGGUCAUUGAAGCGUAGACACAGAGAGUCAACCUCUUAGCAAUUUUGCGGAGUGCUUAUUACCGUUGCGGAGAAGGAACCAGUACCUGGUUAUCAAAGGCAGGGCACCCAUUAUGCGUUGGUUUAUGCUAGCUAUCUUAACUCUCUAAUGAUGCUGCCCCACACUUUUUAUUAUUCUAUGAUACCACCACUGUUUUGUUUAAUUUUUAAUGAUG